Molecule: messenger RNA, 704 nt
Organism: Rhipicephalus microplus (southern cattle tick)
Lineage: Eukaryota; Metazoa; Arthropoda; Arachnida; Ixodida; Ixodidae
Product: papilin-like
Source: RefSeq, a predicted model, not a curated record
AUGUAUCGCCACCUAACAGAACCACCAAAAGCCUGCUGGAAAAAACCGUUUGUUGGCGUCUGCCAUCCAUUAAAGGAAGCUUGGUAUUAUGAACCGAAAGAUAACACUUGCAAAAUGCUCGCUACUGGCUCGUGUGCUGGUGGCAACAACCUAUUCCCUACAUUAAAACGCUGUAAUAAGGAAUGUAUACCACUGACUCCGAAAAAUUCAGGUGUAUGCCUUCAACGACCCAUCAUUGGCAGCUGUGGUCCUUUACUUGUGUCCUGGUUUUAUGAUGAGUCAAACAAGUUCUGCAGAAUGUUCAACCAUACUAUUUGCGGUGGAGGCGGCAACGCGUUCCUAACGGAACUGAAGUGCCUGUCAACUUGUCGACCAACGAAAAAGCCAAAAGCAGUUUGUAGCUUGACGCCAAAGCCCGGAAGAUGCUUUUUGGGAAAGCGAAGGUGGUACUUCGACGAAAAAAGUAAUAGAUGUGAACUCUUUCUUAAGAAACGCUGCGGAAGUAAUGACAACGCUUUCUCCUCACAAAAGAAGUGCAUGGAAAGAUGUACCUAUAUGAAAGCAGCUUCAACCUGCGUAGACUGCAAGCAAACAAUAACAAAUGAGCUGCCAUCCGUCAAGCAAUCCAGCCUCCCCGGCCAAAACGUCAAUUCUGUUCCUACCUAUAGGCCUCACAAUCUUUCCUAAGCACGCGCCUUUCUGCU